UACUUUUUGAGAGUGAUGCUUAUUGGGCAUUUUAUCGUAAGUCCUGGAGAAAGUGCUUCAUGCUUGUUGGUAGGUAAGUUAACUGUUUUAGUAGCUGGAUUAACUCCUGUUGGGGAAGGUCCCAUUGCGAGCAUCCGAUUGCAAGAGGAGUACUGUGGCCCCUGCUGUUCCUCCCAGUGUUGUGUUCUUAUCUACAGUUUUCAGAAGCAAAUGAUGGAGUCUGUUGUUCGCCGCUGCCCAUUCCUCUCUCGAGUGUCUCACUCGUUCCUGCAGAAGGCUGGCCAGUCACUAAAAGUCUAUGCUCAGAGCUGCCCAGUGAUAAUGGACCUCGUCUCCAGGCCUGCUACACGUACCUUGGUCACCUCUGCUACCCACUGCCAACAGACCAAAGAGCCUGUCUCUGUAAAUGAGAAACCUACUGCCGUAGCUGCUAAACCAGAUGUCCAGGAUCGCCCACUGCCUAAGGGUCAUCCAGUCCCCCCUCCUGGCACAUCAGCUAGCAAGUGCCCAUUCCUGGCAGCUGAAAUGACCAAUGGGGUAAACAGUGGUGUUUUUCGCAAAGCCCGCAUAGAACUUCAGGAGGAUGUUCAUGAAAUGGAGACUGUGAGAGAAGAAUUUGCUGAAACCCCUUUGAAACCAUCCAUGGUGAAGACCAAGCCGGAAGGUCAGGGAAGCUUUUUGAAGAAAUUUCAGGAGAUUGUGUUCAAGCAGAAACCAGAAGGAGUCUCUCACCUUCUCCAGGAUAACAUGCCAAAAUCUGUACAUGCCUUCCAGUAUGACAAAUUCUUUGAGAAGAAAAUUGACGACAAGAAGAGAGACCACUCUUACAGAGUGUUUAAAACAGUGAACCGGCGUGCCGAUUGUUUUCCACUGGCUGACGACUACAGUGAUUCCUUGGUUACCAAAAAAGAGGUGUCUGUCUGGUGCAGUAAUGACUACCUUGGAAUGAGCCGCCACCCCCGUGUUGGUGCUGCCAUUGUAGAAACCCUGAAAAAUCAUGGUUCUGGAGCUGGUGGGACAAGAAACAUCUCUGGAACAAGUCGAUUCCACGUGGAGUUGGAGCAUGAACUAGCUGAUCUGCAUGACAAGGAUGCAGCACUACUCUUCUCAUCCUGUUUUGUGGCAAAUGAUUCAACACUUUUUACUUUGGCGAAAAUGUUGCCAGGCUGUGAGAUUUAUUCCGAUGCUGGUAACCAUGCAUCCAUGAUCCAGGGAAUCCGUAAUAGCCACGUUCCGAAGUACAUUUUCAGACACAAUGAUGCUGACCAUUUAAGGGAACUGCUUGCCAAGUCCAAUCCUUCAACACCCAAGAUUGUAGCCUUUGAAACUGUUCACUCUAUGGAUGGUGCGAUUUGCUCACUGGAGGAGAUGUGUGACAUCGCCCAUGAGUAUGGCGCCAUAACAUUUGUUGAUGAAGUUCAUGCUGUGGGGUUGUAUGGUGCUAGAGGAGGUGGAAUAGGGGACCGCGAUGGAGUGAUGCACAAGAUGGACAUCAUUUCUGGAACUCUCGGAAAAGCCUUUGGUUGUGUUGGCGGCUACAUUGCUAGUACAUCCUCGUUGAUAGACACUGUACGGUCGUAUGCUGCUGGCUUUAUAUUCACCACGUCUUUGCCACCGAUGCUUCUGGCUGGAGCUAUAGAAUCCGUCCGGAUCAUUAAGAGUGAGGAAGGAAGAGCGCUACGUCGGCAGCACCAGCGGAAUGUUAAACUCAUGAGGCAGAUGUUGAUGGAUGCCGGCCUUCCUGUGGUACAUUGCCCUAGUCACAUCAUUCCUAUCAGGGUUUCAGAUGCUGCAAAGAACAACCAGAUCUGUGAUACUUUAAUGAGUAGGUACAACAUCUAUGUCCAGGCGAUCAAUUACCCAACAGUCCCCCGUGGUGAAGAGCUGCUCCGCACUGCACCAACACCGCAUCAUAAUCCACAGAUGAUGAGCUACUUCCUUGAAAAACUGCUGCUCACUUGGAAGGAAGUGGGUUUGGAGCUCAACCCUCAUCCACUGACCGAAUGUAACUACUGCAGAAGACCCCUUCACUUUGAAGUCAUGAGUGAACGAGAGCGGUCCUAUUUUGAUGGCCUGAGUAAUUUGGUGUCAGUCAGUGCUUGACGAACUAUCUUGUAUUUGCACUGGACUUAAAUGCACCAUUUAUAUUACGAUUUCAAUGGAGAGCACUUUGUGUAAUUUGAAUCAAGUAAUAAAAUUAAAAAAAAAGCACUUAAA
Protopterus annectens (West African lungfish) is the source of this 2217-nucleotide messenger RNA. RefSeq names its product 5'-aminolevulinate synthase 1 (gene ALAS1). Gene Ontology annotation, cellular component: mitochondrial matrix; mitochondrion. The transcript has 11 exons. Gene Ontology annotation, molecular function: 5-aminolevulinate synthase activity; pyridoxal phosphate binding. Lineage: Eukaryota; Metazoa; Chordata; Ceratodontiformes; Protopteridae. Gene Ontology annotation, biological process: heme biosynthetic process; hemoglobin biosynthetic process; erythrocyte development. The coding region runs from base 16 to 2103 and encodes 695 amino acids. The record is from RefSeq and is a predicted model, not a curated record.